AUGAAUCCUGGAGCUGGAGCUGGAGCAUUAGACCAACCCGAUGGCGGCGACGCUGAUGAUGCCGACCAUCAGUUACCGGAGGGUCAGCCUCGUCCCUUGCCAUAUGCAUUUGAGAAGGAACUAAUUGAGAAGUCGAAUAAGCAUAUACGCCUACAUCGCAAUUUUGUGCCAGUCAGCCAAGUUUAUCCAUUAACACGAAAAUUCUAUGCCCAUUACGAGGAGCGUAAGUUGCCAGAGCCAUUGCGAUACGUUCAGUUUACCCCAACGGAAGUUCAGAUCAAGCGUCAGCAGAAGUUAAGUACGUCAGUUCCACUGCUGGAGUCCCAAGUCUAUGGCUGGGUACCUCUGUUGGCCCAGGAUAGAUCCAUACAAUUAAAUUUUAUACAUGCUCCAAAAUUACGCUGUUGCAUGACGAUACAUGGGGAGCAUCUUAUGGCAGAGAGGAUGACAGAACGACCACCAUUUAAUGGACUACGCUUUUUGCUUCAUUAAGUUAUACAGUGUUUUGAAAUUCGCGCCAUGUAAUGCAAUCGGGUAAAAUACUUCAAUUCUGACAGCUUGAUUUAAUUGUUUUAAUUCAAUUUAAUUGUACACAUGUUAUUUGUCAAGGAAUUUUGUAUAUUUUUCGACUAAAAUUAUUUGAUUAAAUGUGCAAAAACCUUACAAUUAAUAGUUCUUGAAUUAUAAUGGUGGAAAUUUAACGUUUCUUUUAUACAAGAUUCGUUUAUCCUAAGUGGCUACUGUCCCGAAAGUCUUAAUUAAUUGUUAAAUGUUUUGAAAGACGUAAAACAAAAGUGCAAAU
Drosophila willistoni is the source of this 802-nucleotide messenger RNA. RefSeq lists its product as uncharacterized. Lineage: Eukaryota; Metazoa; Arthropoda; Insecta; Diptera; Drosophilidae. The transcript is spliced from 2 exons. The record is from RefSeq and is a predicted model, not a curated record. Bases 1 to 492 code for a protein of 163 amino acids.